Siniperca chuatsi (mandarin fish) is the source of this 10222-nucleotide messenger RNA. RefSeq names its product CDC42 binding protein kinase alpha (DMPK-like) b (gene cdc42bpab). The record is from RefSeq and is a predicted model, not a curated record. Bases 1473 to 6923 code for a protein of 1816 amino acids. The transcript is spliced from 44 exons. Gene Ontology annotation, cellular component: cytoplasm; actomyosin; cytoskeleton. Gene Ontology annotation, molecular function: ATP binding; protein serine/threonine kinase activity. Lineage: Eukaryota; Metazoa; Chordata; Actinopteri; Centrarchiformes; Sinipercidae. Gene Ontology annotation, biological process: peptidyl-threonine phosphorylation; actomyosin structure organization.
CGGAUUCACGCUAUGGCACAUCAAAGAUGGCCGAGUUGAGGAUUCAGCGCUCUACGCAUGCGUGAAAGUUGGAAAAUAUCGACAUUUUUUCGUAAAAAUGAGACACAUGACGGUCUCGAAACGUAUCGCUUUGCAGCUAAGACAUUCUUCAUUGAGUAAGAAAGAGGUAACGUAUUCUAUAAGAGUUUAUAAGUUGUGUUUUUAAUGUGUACAGCGUCGCGAGCUAAGCGUCCAUUUGUAAGUCAUUCAUAUUUUACAAACGAGCCCUGCUUCCCAUAAUCCAGCGCGGCGUUAAGGAUAGAGCUGUCUACUUGGUUGUCUUUCCUGUCGAAAGUCUCUGGCAGCAGGCUGCUGGUAGCUUGACUGUGCAAAGACGGCAAGAAGCGACCGACCGGCGGGGGAGUCAGGCAAAGCAAAGCAAAGCAAAGCAAAGGAAAGGACAGGACAGGGGGAAUUUAGGCUGUGUCCCGUAUUUGGAAUAAGCAAGACUAGACUAUAGCUUUCCUCUUGACACAAAAACGAGCUCCUUUGUAACCUUCAAAAAUGACCCGCAUUUUUGACGGCUAACGUACGUGCUGUUGGAACUCUUGAACUAAUCGUCGUUUUGAACUGUGAAGAAACUAAAGAGACAUUUCUGGACGAAGAAUGGGAUUUAAAAAACAUAUCUGCCACCACUGAGUUGUGAAAACAAGGGAAUAUUUUCCAGUUGGAUGAUAAAUAACCAUACUGUCGAAAGGGGCCAAAUUCAGUUAAGCUCUGUUAACACUUUGCAUAUUGUAUGUCAACUCCUGGAAAAAAAGGGGCAACGAUGGCAUUUAGGAACGAAGAAAAGUAACGUUAACAUUAGCUCGCUGGCUAGCUAAACAGCUAACCUAGCAGGCUGCUAACUAAGCCUGUGUCGCCCUUCCAUUCCUGGAGCAGAGGAGGGGCGCUGGGGCUUUGUAGCAUUGCAGAUCUGCCUUGCAUUUUUGGGUUGCUGCAAGAAUGGAGAAUCCCAAACAUCUGCCACAACAACUAAGGGGGAUCUGUUGAACCGCAUCGACUCGAUUUUCUUCCAUUUACCACACAGAGAAGACAAGAAAACUGCCAGCAUACGUUGGGAUUUCAUCAAAAUCAGCCGGCCCGGGGCAGCCAGGGUCUGUAAUUGUGACUACUUCUUUUCGUAUGUGCCCUGUGGGGAUAGGUAUUGUAAAAUGGGGAAGUGCUACACGUCUUAUUCACCUCUUAGAUACUGGAUCUCGAGAGGGAGAUCAUGAAUAGGUCGGUUUUAACGCGGAAUUAGCCCCGGCUUGCCCUCAACUCAAAGUUUUAUUAUUUUCGAGACCUAUUCAAGGUGACAGAACUUCUUUGCAGGCCCCUCUGCGCUAACUAACAGGCCGAGGAGGUGUUUGCUUAUCCCCCACCACCACCACCACCACCUUCAUCAUCAUCAUCAUCAUCAUUACUUCAAAAACCAACAAGCCGGAAUAAUCAUGUCGGGAGAGGUGCGUUUGAAGAAGCUGGAGAAGCUGAUUCUGGACGGGCCAGCUCAGUCUAAUGGCCAGUGCCUGAGUGUGGAAACGCUGCUGGAUAUCCUGGUCUGCCUCUACGAUGAGUGCAACAACUCCCCGCUCAGAAGAGAGAAAAAUAUCCUGGAGUUUUUGGACUGGGCUAAACCCUUCGCUUCCAAAGUGAAGCAGAUGCGCCUGCACAAGGAAGACUUUGAGAUCCUUAAGGUGAUUGGACGAGGAGCCUUUGGAGAGGUUGCAGUCGUAAAAGUGAGAAACACUGACAAGGUAUUCGCCAUGAAGAUUCUCAACAAAUGGGAGAUGCUGAAGCGAGCUGAGACGGCGUGUUUUCGGGAGGAGCGGGAUGUGUUGGUUAAUGGGGACUGCCAGUGGAUCACCACCCUGCACUACGCCUUCCAGGACGACAAUAAUCUGUACCUGGUCAUGGACUACUACGUGGGUGGUGAUCUGCUGACUCUGCUCAGUAAGUUUGAGGACCGGCUGCCGGAGGAGAUGGCCAAGUUCUACCUGGCUGAGAUGGUGCUGGCCAUCGACUCGGUUCACCAGCUACACUACGUCCACAGGGACAUUAAGCCCGACAACAUUCUGUUGGAUAUGAACGGCCACAUCCGCCUGGCUGACUUCGGCUCCUGCCUCAAACUCAUGGAGGACGGGACGGUCCAGUCCUCCGUGGCGGUGGGGACUCCAGACUACAUCUCGCCAGAAAUCCUCCAGGCUAUGGAGGACGGGAAAGGAAAGUAUGGACCCGAGUGCGACUGGUGGUCCCUGGGUGUCUGCAUGUAUGAAAUGCUGUACGGCGAGACUCCUUUCUAUGCAGAGUCCCUGGUGGAAACCUAUGGGAAAAUCAUGAACCACAAGGAGCGGUUCCAGUUUCCGCAGCAGAUAACAGACGUGUCGGAGGAUGCAAAGGAUCUGAUUCGUCGGCUCAUUUGCAGUCGAGAGCACCGACUGGGCCAGAACGGCAUUGAGGACUUCAAGCACCACCCCUUCUUCACUGGCAUUGAUUGGGAAAAUGUUCUUACGUGUGAGGCCCCCUACAUCCCAGAGGUCAGCAGUCCUACAGAUACCUCCAACUUUGAUGUGGAUGAUGACUGCCUAAAGAACUCGGAGACCAUGCCCCCUCCCUCUCACACUGCCUUCUCGGGGCACCACCUGCCCUUUGUGGGUUUCACCUACACAAGUAAAUGUACACUGUCUGACCGGGGUUGCCUGCGACAGCUGGCAGUGCAGCCUGGUAAGGCAGGUCAGGACCAGGUGGACCUGGAUGUCCAGCGCAGCCUUGAGGACAGCCUGGCCACCGAGGCUUACGAGAGGAGGAUCCGCCGCCUGGAGCAGGAGAAACUAGAGCUGAGCCGCAAACUGCAAGAGUCGACUCAGACAGUGCAGGCCCUGCAGCACGCAACAGGCGAGGGCCCUCUCAGCGCUAACAAGGAGGUGGAGAUCAGAAGUCUGAAGAGCGAGAUUGACAUCCUCAAGAAGCAGAUCGCUGACUCAGGCCAACUUGAGAAGCAACUAGAGGACGUGACGUUGGCCCGCAGGGACCUGGAGGACUCAUCUAAACACAUCAAGAUUCUGGAGAAACAGAUGAAGAGCGUUGCACAGGAGAGGGAUGACCUGCACAAGGAUGUUGUGGAGGCCAAUGAGAAGCUGAAGUCUCAGUCGAAAGAGCUGAAGGAAGCCCACAGCCAGAGAAAACUGGCCAUGCAGGAGUUUUCUGAGCUUAAUGAGAGACUCACAGACCUCAGGUCGGCGAAGCAGCGCCUGGCUCGCCAGUUGCGCGACAAGGAGGAGGAAAUGGAGAGCCAGAGUCAGAAGGUUGAGGCUCUCCGCCUUGAGGUGCGAAAGGCCGAGAGGGCCAAGAAGGAGAUGGAGGCGCAGGCGGAGGAGCAGGCAGCAGAGGCUCAGAAAGAGAGGAAGCUGAGAGAGCGUAAUGAACAGUAUAGCCGACAGCUGGAGGAGGAGUUGGAAGGGCUUAAGUUGAAGCAGGCCGGUUCCUCUGCCGGCCCGGCCUCAGCAGACCAGACCCAGGAGGUGGGACGCCUGCGGGGAGACCUGGAGAAGAAAACGCUCCUGUACGAGGAGGAGUUGGCACGCAGGGAAGCGCAGCACAGCACCGAGCUGAAGGCCCUGCGCAAGGAGCUGCGGGAUGCUGAGAGCCAACACCUCGCCCUGCAGAAAGAGAUCCUGAUGCUCAAAGACAAGCUGGACAAGACUCGGCGUGAGAGCCAAAGUGAGCGGGAAGAGUUUGAGACCGAGUACAAGGAGAAGUACGAGAGGGAGAGAGUCCUGCUUACUGAAGAAAAUAAGAAGUUGUCCAGUGAACUGGAUAAGCUGACCAGCAUGUUUGAGAAGGUGAGCAGCUCCAACAGGCAGCUGGAGGAUGAGAUGAGGGAGCUGGCUGACAAAAAGGAGAGUGUAGCUCACUGGGAGGCCCAGAUCACAGAAAUCAUCCAAUGGGUGAGUGAUGAGAAGGAUGCUCGGGGCUACCUACAGGCUCUGGCCACUAAGAUGACAGAAGAGCUGGAGGGACUGAGGAACACCAGCCUGGGAGCGAGAGCCACGGACAUGCCGUGGAAGAUGCGGCGCUUUGCCAAGCUAGACAUGUCGGCCCGUCUGGAGCUGCAGUCGGCCCUGGACGCUGAGAUCAGAGCCAAGCAGAGCAUCCAGGAUGAACUGAACAAGGUCAAGGCCAACAACAUCUCCACUGAAUGUAAACUGCAGGAUGUGGAAAGUAAAAACCAGGAGCUCCUGGCUGAGAUCGACAGGCUGAAGAAAGAGACAGAGGAGCUGCGGCUACGACGGGGUGUCAAGCACCAGGAUUCCCAGAAUUCCUUCUUGGCUUUUCUCAAUGCCCCCACCUCAGCGCUCGACCAGUUUGAUGACUCUUGUUCCUCAUCCUCAUCUUCUUUAAUUGAGUUUUGGGAAGACCGCUCGCCAUCCAUUGGCCCAGCUAGCAAAGGCAGACGUGUGGACUCUAUGGAUAACUUCACCCCCUCUAACACUCCAUCCCGGGAAGAUGACCCUAAGUCCCACCUCAAGUCCCGCUCGCGUUCACCCUCCAUGGCUAGUGAUAUGGAGCCCAUAGAGUUGAUAGACCAUCCUCCUCGUACAGUCCAGACCCCUACCAUGCGCUCAGGAGGGUACGGUAGUAUUGGACGCUCCUCACCUAAGCCCAAAGCACAUCAGUUUGUGGUGAAGUCAUUCAACACGCCCACUAAGUGUAACCAGUGCACUUCCCUCAUGGUGGGGCUCAUACGUCAAGGUUGUACCUGUGAAGUGUGUAACUUCUCCUGCCAUGUAACAUGUGCGGACAAAGCUCCGGCUGUGUGUCCCGUACCUCAGGACCAGACCAAGGGCCCGCUGGGUAUCGACCCUCAGAGGGGUAUUGGUACCGCCUAUGAAGGGCACGUCAGGGUGCCCAAACCGACAGGGGUGAAGAAGGGUUGGCAGAGAGCGAUGGCUGUGGUGUGUGACUUCAAACUGUUCCUUUACGAACUGGGAGAAGGAAAAGCCACGCAACCAAGUGUAGUAGUCAGCCAAGUCAUAGAUAUGAGGGAUGAAGAGUUUUCAGUCAGUUCUGUCCUGGCCUCUGAUGUCAUCCACGCCAGCCGCAAAGACAUCCCCUGUAUAUUCAGAGUGACAGCGUCCCAGCUCUCCCCCUCCAGCAGCCACAAGCCCUCCAUCCUGAUCCUGGCCGACAGCGAUCAGGAGAGGAACAAAUGGGUGGGGCUCCUCAACGAGCUCCACCGCAUCCUCAAGAAGAACAAGCUCAAGGAGCGCUUCGUCUACGUCCCCAAGGAGGCUUACGACAGCACCCUGCCUCUCAUCAAGACAACACAGUCUGCUGCUAUCAUAGAUCACGAGCGUGUCGCCCUGGGCAACGAGGAAGGCCUUUUUGUCAUCCAUGUCACCAAAGAUGAAAUAAUCCGGGUGGGUGACAACAAGAAGGUGCACCACAUCGACCUGAUUCCCCAGGAGCAGCUGCUGGCGGUUAUCUCCGGCAGGAACCGCCAUGUCCGUCUCUUCCCCACGCAGGCCCUGGACGGCCGCGAGACCGAGUCCUACAAGCUGGCUGAGACAAAGGGCUGCCAGACCAUUGUCUCCGGCCCCGUCCGCAACGGCUCGCUCACCUGCCUCUGCGUGGCCAUGAAGAGGCAAAUCAUAUGCUACGAGGUGAACAAGAGUAAAGCACGUCACCGCCGGCUGCGAGAGGUGCAGGCCCCGGGGCCCGUUCAGUGGAUGGGUCUGCUCAGCGAGCGUCUCUAUGUAGGAUAUCAGUCUGGCUUCACCCGCUACAGUGUCCAUGGUGACAUGUCCCCUGUCAACCUGCUCCACCACGAGGACCACACCCUGGCCUUCAUCCCCCAGCAGAACCUGGAUGCCCUCUGCGCCGUCGAGAUUUCCAGCAAGGAGCUGCUGCUGUGCUUCAGCUCCAUAGGAGUAUAUGUGGACUCCCAGGGCCGCAGGUCACGUCAGCAGGAGCUGAUGUGGCCAGCUGUUCCCAACGCUGCCUGCUACAACGCCCCCUACCUGUCAGUGUACAGUGAGAACGCUGUUGAUGUGUUUGACGUCAACACCAUGGAGUGGAUUCAGACCAUCCCUCUCAAGAAGGUGCGACCUCUCAACGCUGACGGCUCUCUGAACCUGCUGGGACUGGAAACAGUCCGGCUUAUCUACUUUAGAAACAAGAUGGCCGAGGGUGAUGAGCUGGUUGUCCCAGAGACGUCAGACAACAGCAGGAAGCAGAUGGUGCGCAGCAUGAACAACAAGAGACGCUUCUCCUUCAGGGUGCCUGAGGAAGAGCGACUUCAGCAGAGAAGAGAGAUGCUGCGAGAUCCAGAGAUGAGGAACAAGCUGAUCUCCAACCCCACUAACUUCAACCAUGUGGCCCACAUGGGACCAGGAGACGGGAUCCAGAUCCUUAAAGACCUGCCCAUGAACGUCCGUGUUCAGGAGAGCCGUGCGGGCUUCAGCGGUUCAGUCAGCAUCCCCUCCAUCACCAAGAACCGGGCCGAGCCGGGCCGUUCCAUGAGCGCCAGCAGCGGACUGGGCAUACGAUCGUCCUCCCAGAAUGGCAGCGCUCUACGCAGAGAGCUGUCAGGAGGAAGCUACGGAUCCAAACGGCAGACCAUGACCUCUCCCUCUGAGAGCUCCCUGUCCUCUGGCGGAGGCAUGGACUGUGGUGAUGCUCCACUCUCACAGUUUGACAGAGAGGCAGUCUCACCGUCGGAGAAGACCCCCGAUCUGAAAAGGGCUUUAAGGACCCUGCUUAGUAAGAUGAAGGACUCGGACUCGCCCCGUCACUCCACGGCCUCCAACAGCUCCACCUUCAGCAGCCCUCCCAGUCCGGCCUCCCCACACAAGACCAAGUCCCUGUCCCUGGAGAGCACAGACCGGAUGGGCUGGGACACAUGAGCCUCCGGCAGCCUCUCGCCCGGCCAACCCCACCGACCGACCAACCGACCGACCGACAGCACAGGACUCCGAACCCUCCUCUUCCUCCUCCACCGCAGCCUCUCACAUCCUUUCUGAAUAUUUCCCCUCACUGCCCAGAGAACUGCACCUCCUGAUGAACAUUUGUCCAACUUUACAGCCUCAAUUUGUCUCUCAUACUUCCAAGACGGGGCAGAAACACUAAGAAAGCGUCUGCCGUCUCUCUGAGGGAGAAGUUAUCAAGAGUUAGUGGUAGCGUACAUGUGGGUGCUGAUCUUUGAGGGUGCAAAUGUGUGUGUGUGUGUGUGUGUGUGUUUGAGAGAAGCUGUAUGCGCUUGCCAGUGUGUGUGCAUGUGUUUAUUCAGAAAGGGCAUAUGAUAUAGGAAUGAAAACCUCCCAUCUCGGCUCUUUUUUGCUGUCAACCGAAGCAUCGAGCUUCGUCGACGCUACUCUGUCCACAGCCCCCCCCCGAUUCAUUCAGAGACUCAAAAACCUCACAAUGCAACAAAAAAGGAAGAGGAUUAUUAUUAUUGAGAGAAAAUGAUUUGUACUUGUACAUAGGACCCUUUGGGUUUUAGGGGACAAUAUUUUAAUUUAUUUAUCAAUCUUAGACGAGGAAAGGGAGGUUUGCUUCAUGGCCUGAAUCAGACGGCUGGAGUUUAAACCCCUCCUCACUUCCCUCAGUUGCUUUCUCUUUGGGUGCUGCAAAAAUUUAAAAUGUAUUAAGAAAAAAAAAAAAAAAGCAAGAAAGGAAAGCAAUGAUUUUUUCUUUAGCUCAUGAUACUAAGUGCAGUGACUUUAUAAUAUAUAAUUUUUUAUUUUGACCAUCAGCAAAAAGCUACAUGCACCGUUAAUAAUGCCGGCUCGUAUGACAUCAUCACAGCCAAUCUGUGCUACUCUCUUCCUCAUUGGUCCAGUGCGAGUGACAUCACCCAGCAGCCCUGGACGCGUCCUCCAUUGUAGUGUAGACGUUCCACUUAGCUGUACAACCAAACUGACCAACUCACGGGUUCCCAUCACAACAAUGUACAUAGGUUCAAAGUAGAGAGUAAUAUAUGAUAAGGAAAAUACUAUAGAGAACUACACGGGAAAGAAAAAAAUCCUCUUUGACUUUUAUUUUCCUUUUUUUUUGUUUUGAGAGUGAUUUGGGGUUGUAUUCACACACAAAGCCAUUUUAAACCACUUUCCAGUUUUCUUUUUUUACCGAUUGAUUUUAGAUUUGUUUGUUUUAUAUUGUAUGUAUAACACGCAUUGUGUGUUUUUUUUUCUUUUCCCCCCUCCACUCUGUUUGCGUUUGAGUGUAGAAAACUCAUAUAUAGAUCGACACUACUGCCCGUACUGUAGAGUGAAUACGUGCAUUUAUCACAAACUUCCUAUCACACAUGUAUCUACAUACACAUACUGAGGUGGUGUUUUUAUGCAGCAGAUGCCUUGUCCUGCUCCUCCUCUCACUGUUAGAGGAGAAGUGGCUCUGAUCAUUUAAUCAACAGUUAAUGUGUUUGUUUCUAAAUUCGCUGUGGUACCUGGAUGGAAAGAUCUGUCCUUCCACUGAGCUUGAUUUAACCAAAAAUGGACAAAAAGAGGGAGACUUUGUGACAUUGUCUUUCUGACAGCCUUUGCAUACUCUGAAGGUUUAGUUGAUUUGUUCAUUACAAAGUGACAUUUGUAAGAGCUCUUGAUUUAAAAAAAACAAAACACUAAAACGAGAAUGUAAACACACGCUGCGAGAAAGUCAGCACUUGGGUUUCCUUUUGUCUCGAUAAGCCGCAGAUAAAAUAACCUCAGUGUGACCUUUUGUCGUCUGUAAAAUGAACAGGGCUGGAUCUCUAAACCCCGCUCCAGGCGGGUUUUCUUUGGCAGGGUGGAAAGGCCUCUGAAAUAGCAUUGUACGGUGUGGCAGCUCCUGGCUGCAGAGCAGGGCAUUCACAGCCAAAAACCUGUUACCUCUGUUCAUCUUCUUCAGUUUACAGACCGAUCGAAAAGGCAUUUUACUCGAGGAAUCGCUCAUAGGGCAGAAUGGGGUAAGACUGUAAGGGAACAAUGUGCACGGAGCUGAAAACUGUCCUGAUAUUAAACACUAACUAUAAUGUGGUAUUAUCUGUAAGAAGAAUGCACAUCCUGUACUCUUAUACUGGCCUGUUGUUGGUUUCAGUGCAGAGGCUUUUUGAGAAACCUGGUCCUCUUGAGGAACAGGCUGAUGCUUAAUGUACAGUACAGUGUCCUGGGUCAGAAUCCUCCAGUUUGUUAGAAAGAGAAACAAAAACAAGUACUUUAGUGGUCAUUCCUGCCAAUUCCCCUGUUGAAACACAAUAAAGUAGCUCUAAACAACCCAUUCCAAGUGUUUUCUUAGUAUUCCAUUUUAUAUGAAGAGAGAGGGAGAGGUUUGGAGUGCCACGGUGCGACUAAGCUGAUUUUAUUCCAAACAAUCACCUCUUAGAAACUUUUUAAGCUAGUGUCUCCUUACUCCUUACUUCCUGCUGGAGUUUAUCUGUAGAAUGUAUUAGAUGGGGGAGAGAAAACUGUCUUAGUCAGGUGUUUUAUUAUUGGCCAAUAUUGUACAGAAAAACUGAUCCUAGAUAUCCCAGUUUAAGGAGAGGGGAAGAGAAACUCAGGAAAUGUCAGAACCAAUGAAUUAUUUUCAUUUAGAUGAAAAUGAGUGUUUAAGGUUUGUAUGAUGGAUGGAUGGAUGGAUGGAUGGAUGGCUGGCUGGAGUGAGAGAUGAAUCUGGCUGUAGUGUACAGUAGAUGUGACCCGGGUGGAGACAGCAGGAAGAAAAGGUGGUGAGGACUAGAAGAUAUAAAAAGAUGAAAGGUGUUCAGGGGUGAAGGGUGACAGGUGCUUUGAUGGCUGAGGUGCCACAGUGGUAACAUUUAAGAGGAAGAAUCGAACAUAAAAACAUUCAAACGCCUUUGCAUUUCAGUGAGGUCUUAUCUACAGUACCUUCUAUAUUAUUUUGCUCUUUCAUAUCAUAUUACACUUUGUUUUUUUCUAGGAUUGCUUUGUAAUAAUUUGUACAGUUUUGCAUGUUAUAGAUGUAAUCAUUUUUGUUUUCGGUUUGUUGUUUUACUUGGACUUGCUCCUUUUUGAACGGUUUGGGCGUUUUACUGAGGAUAACCCACUACAGGUGAUGUAGAUUCUUUUUUGCACAAAAAAAUAUUUAAGGUGUAAGGUCAAAACAAAAAAUAAUGUAUGGAACUGGCUGCCACACUUAUGUGGAGAACUCAUUAUAUUAACCUGACUCCGAUGUAUUUCAAUAAAGCGGAGGGCUGUUACAAAUACAA